Molecule: messenger RNA, 3732 nt
Organism: Tupaia belangeri chinensis (Chinese tree shrew)
Lineage: Eukaryota; Metazoa; Chordata; Mammalia; Scandentia; Tupaiidae
Gene: NLRP3
Product: NLR family pyrin domain containing 3
Exons: 11
Coding region: 171-3275 (1034 amino acids)
Biological process (GO): negative regulation of acute inflammatory response; inflammatory response; negative regulation of non-canonical NF-kappaB signal transduction
Cellular component (GO): NLRP3 inflammasome complex; cytoplasm
Molecular function (GO): sequence-specific DNA binding; DNA-binding transcription factor binding
Source: RefSeq, a predicted model, not a curated record
UGUACAUACCUCAGGUUAGAUGGAAAAAAUAUCAGUGUGGGACCUUGCCCAUGGGAAGUACUAAACAAAUGGCACCCUUUCUUCCAUGGCUCAGGAAACGCUCCUGGAUAGAGCCAACAAGAUAACUCUCUGUGUGGACUUAGGCUGCCAAGGCCUGCCAAGGGCUGCAGAUGAAGAUGGGGAGUGUCCGCUGCAAACUGGCCCACUAUCUGGAGGACUUGGAGGAGGCAGACUUUAAGAAAUUCAAAAUGCACUUAGAAGACUAUCCUCCUCUAAAGGGCUGCAUCCCACUCCCACGGGGUCAGACAGAGAAGGCAGACCACGUGGACCUAGCCACUCUGAUGAUCGACUUCAAUGGGGAGGAGAAGGCCUGGGCCAUGGCGGUGGGGAUUUUUGCUGCAAUCAACAGGAGAGACCUUCAUGAGAAAGCUAAGUGGGAUGAACCAGACUGGAGAAAUUCACAUGUUUCUAAUCCCACUGUGAUAUGCCGGGGAGAGAGCACUGAAGAGGACUGGACGGGGCUACUGGGGUACCUUUCCAGAAUCUCCAUUUGUAAAAAGAAGAAAGAUUACUGCCGGAAGUACAGAAGGCAUGUGAGAAGCAAAUUCCAGUGCAUUGAAGAUAGGAAUGCCCGUCUCGGUGAGAGUGUGAACCUCAACAAACGCUACACACGGUUGCGUCUCGUCAAGGAGCAUCCAAAUCGGCAGGAGAGGGAGCACGAGCUUCUGGCCAUUGGCAGGACCAAGACAUGGGACCGACCUGUGACUUCCGUUAAGCUGGAAUUCCUGUUUGACCCUGAUGAUGAGCACGUGGAGCCCGUGCACACAGUGGUAUUCCAGGGAGCAGCGGGCAUUGGGAAGACAAUCCUGGCCAGGAAGAUUAUGCUGGAUUGGUCAUCAGGGAGACUCUACCAAGACAGGUUUGACUACUUGUUCUACAUCCACUGUCGGGAAGUGAGCCUGGUGACUCGGAGGAGCCUGGGGGAUCUGAUCGCCAGCUGCUGCCCUGACUCAAACCCACCCCUAGGCAAGAUUGUGAGCAAGCCCUCCAGGAUCCUCUUCCUCAUGGACGGCUUUGAUGAGCUACAAGGUGCAUUUGACGAGCACGAGGGAGCUCUGUGCACCGACUGGCAGAGAGCUGAGCGGGGAGAUGUGCUCCUGAGCAGCCUCAUCAGGAAGAAGCUGCUUCCUGAGGCCUCCUUGCUCAUCACCACCAGGCCUGUGGCCCUGGAGAAACUGCAUCACUUACUGGACCACCCUCGUCAUGUGGAGAUUGUGGGUUUUUCAGAGGCCAGGAGAAAAGAGUAUUUCUUCAAGUACUUCUCAGAUGAGUCUCAAGCCAGGGAGGCCUUCAGUCUGAUUCAGGAGAACGAGGUUCUCUUCACCAUGUGCUUCAUCCCCCUGGUCUGCUGGAUUGUGUGCACUGGCCUGAGACAGCAGAUGGAGAGUGGCAAGAGUCUUGCCCAGACGUCCAAGACCACCACUGCAGUGUAUGUGUUCUUCCUUUCCAGUCUACUGCAGCCCCGAGGAGGGAGCCAGGAGCACCACCUCUCUGCCCACCUCCGUGGGCUGUGCUCUCUGGCUGCAGAUGGGAUCUGGAACCAGAAGAUCCUGUUUGAGGAAUGUGACCUCAGGAAUCAUGGCCUGCAGAAGGCUGACAUUUCUGCCUUCCUGAGGAUGAACCUGUUCCAAAAGGAGGUGGACUGUGAGACAUUCUACAGCUUUAUACACAUGACCUUCCAGGAGUUCUUUGCUGCUAUGUACUACCUGCUAGAAGAGGAGGAAGAGGGAGUUGUCAGGAAGCCAGGGAGUUGCUCGAAGCUUCCAAACCGAGAUGUGACAGUACUUCUCGAAAACUAUGGCAAAUUUGAAAAGGGAUAUUUGAUUUUUGUUGUCCGUUUUCUCUUUGGCCUUGUAAACCAGGAGAGAACCUCCUACUUAGAGAAGAAAUUAAGUUGCAAGAUCUCUCAGCAAAUCAGGGUGGAGCUGCUGAAAUGGAUUGAAGCUAAAGCCAAGGCCAAGAAGCUUCAGAUCCAACCCAGCCAGCUGGAGCUGUUCUACUGUUUGUACGAGAUGCAGGAGGAGGACUUUGUGCACAGAGCCAUGGAUCACUUCCCCAAAAUUGAGAUCAACCUCUCCACUAGAAUGGACCAUGUGGUGUCUUCUUUUUGCAUUGAGAAUUGUCGCAGCGUGGAAUCACUUUCCCUGGGGUUUCUCCAUAACUCGCCAAAGGAAGAGGAGGAAGAGGAAGAGGAGGAGGACAGUCAACAUCCAGACAUGGGCCAGGGUGUCCUCCCAAGCCCUCAGGCCACCUGCUCCAAUCGAUUAGCAAAUUAUCUCACUUCCAGUUUCUGCCGUGGCCUCUUCUCAGUUCUGUGCACCAACCCGAGCCUGACAGAACUGGAUCUCAGUGACAAUACUCUGGGGGACCCAGGGAUGAGAGUGUUGUGUGAGACACUUCGGCACCCUGGUUGUAACAUUCAGAGAUUGUGGUUGGGGCGGUGUGGCCUUUCCGAGCAGUGCUGUUUUGACAUCUCCUUGGUCCUGAGUAGCAGCCAGAAGCUGGUGGAACUGGAUCUAAGCGACAAUGCCCUGGGAGACUUUGGAAUCAGACUUCUGUGUGUGGGACUGACACAUCCACUCUGCAGUUUGAAGAAACUCUGGCUGGUCAGCUGCUUUCUCACAUCAGCAUGUUGUCAGGAUCUUGCAUCAGUUCUGAGCACCAACCAGUCCCUGACAAGACUCUACGUGGGGGAAAAUGCCCUGGGAGACUCAGGAGUAGAAAUGUUAUGCGAAAAGGUCAAGCAUCCAGGAUGUAACCUGCAGAAACUGGGGCUGGUGAAUUCUGGCCUCACAGCAGCUUGCUGUUCAGCUCUGUCAUUGGCUCUCAGUGCUAAUCAGAAUCUUACACACCUUUACUUAAGAGGCAAUGCUCUUGGAGAUGUGGGGGCCAAACGCCUCUGUGAGGGUCUCUCGCACCCCAACUGCAAGCUCCAGUUGUUAGAAUUAGACAGUUGCAACCUCACGUCACGCUCCUGCUGGUACCUUUGCACACUUUUAACUUCCACUCAGAGCCUGCGCAAGCUGAGCCUGGGGAACAACGACUUGGGCGACCUGGGCGUCAUGAUGCUAUGUGAAGUUCUGAAGCAUGGGGACUGCCUCCUCCAAAGCCUGCAGUUGUGUGAAAUGUACUUCAAUUAUGAGACAAAACGCGCACUGGAAGCCCUUCAAGAAGAAAGGCCUGAGUUGACCCUCAUCUUUGAACCUUCUUGGUAGGGAUGGAAACGGCAGUGCUGACAUCAGUGUCCCUCGGCCCUGACAUCCAGGCAUGCAUGGGAAGAGGAAGUGCUUCUUUAUCCAGAGUCGAGGUUCCAUGCUUCAGGUCAUCUGGUCCCGAGUCAGGCAGUGAGAGCUGGUGGUCCCUUCAGGGUGAAGACCCCAAGACACCAUGAUACUGAUCCCCUCACACCACUUCAGUCAGAGGGUGUCCCUCUUGGUGACCUCGUGUAAUUAACUCAUCCAGUAAAUUCUUCUGUCUUUUCCCUUCUUACUCUAACUUUAUCUUUUCCCUUCUUUGCUCUCUUUACUUCUAUUUGUGUUACUCUUGCUAUCUUUCUAUUAACUGACUGUAAUAUAGAACUAGUUCACAAGACAUAAUGUAAUUUUGUGGCAGCUAAUUAUUUAUUUUUAUUUUUGUAACACUUGUAUUUUCUAAUAAAAUUAUUUAAUAAAA